This is a messenger RNA of Penicillium oxalicum, 714 nucleotides long. Its product is annotated as BTB/POZ domain-containing protein. Lineage: Eukaryota; Fungi; Ascomycota; Eurotiomycetes; Eurotiales; Aspergillaceae. Bases 1 to 714 code for a protein of 237 amino acids. The record is from RefSeq and is a predicted model, not a curated record. The transcript has a single exon. Gene Ontology annotation, molecular function: protein binding.
AUGCUUCGUGUCGGCCCUCAACAGCGCCUUUUCGCCGCGCACGAGUCCAUUCUCAGCGCCUCCCCCAUCUUCGCGGCCCAAUGCUCCUCUCAACUCCCUAGUCCCCCUCCCCCCUCCCAUCCACACAUCACCACCCCCAGUAAACGCAUCGAUCUACCCGAUGAAAACGCAGAAGUCCUCUCCUGCGUCCUGGAGUACCUGUACAAAGGCGACUAUACGCCGCGCCUGCAGCACAACCCCACGACGGGGGCGUGGACGCUCGCCAACGACACUCUCCCCACUUCAUGCACGAUGGUCCCCUCCGUCGCGAGCGCAACGGCAAAUCUCUCCACUUGCGCCGUCAUCUGGCACCAUGCCGCGGACGGACCCGUCCUGCGCGAUACGGCAGUGUACUGCGCGGCACUCGCAUAUAAACUCCCCUCGUUGGCGCGUCUAGCUCUACGCAAGCAGGGUCUCCAGAUGGGAAUCCCCUGCCGGACGAUCCUGUCGAGUGCGCGAUUUGCCUAUGCGCAUACGCCCGAGACGGAGUCCAGACUGCGGGCGCAUUAUCUUGCGCUGAUCAUACGGUGUCGGGGCACGUUUAAGCGGAGCGGAACGAUGCAAGUCGAGAUGGAGAAGGGAGGACGCUUGUUUUUUGAUUUGUUUGUUGCAAUGUGUAAUCAUAUGGUGAGUCUGCAGGAUUCCACGGGUGGUACUUUGAGGGGCCUGCAAUAG